Wallemia mellicola CBS 633.66 is the source of this 1120-nucleotide messenger RNA. It is a transcript of the gene Ryh1, whose product is annotated as GTP-binding protein ryh1. The transcript is spliced from 2 exons. Gene Ontology annotation, molecular function: GTP binding; GTPase activity. The coding region runs from base 432 to 1058 and encodes 208 amino acids. The record is from RefSeq and is a predicted model, not a curated record. Lineage: Eukaryota; Fungi; Basidiomycota; Wallemiomycetes; Wallemiales; Wallemiaceae.
ACAUAGAGAGUACAAAGAAAAUGCUUAAACUGAGCAAAGAUUGUACUGGUUUUAUACAUCCUCGUAUGGUUCCUUCUCAUAUACUAUUCGACGAUACAGCGCAGCUCGUAGAAUAUAGAAUAAAGCCUCCUACAUAUUUCAAAGGGGAGUUCAUACAAGAUAGCCGUAAACUAGAGAACACACAUAGUGAGAGGGGAGAGAAGAAAGCAACUAAGAGUACAAUAGAAAGGGAUAACUAUCUACUUAGUGUAUUCUCACAAAAGCCUAAAUCAGUUCUCGUUGAUGAGACGCUACAAGAUUACAGUUUAGUGGAGGAUAGCCAACUUGAUAAUUUCGCAAAAAAGACGGUUCUAGUUGACAAUUCGUUUGAGUUGAACGAAGAGAGUUUCGUUGGCGACAGCGACGUCGACUCUUGAACAGCAACAUCCAGGAUGUCAUCCAGCGCAUUAGAUCAACCAGCGACUUCUAGCCAACCUCUUAAGAAGUUUAAGUUGGUUUUCUUAGGCGAGCAAUCAGUUGGUAAAACCUCUUUAAUUACGAGGUUCAUGUAUGACACAUUCGACAAAACCUAUCAAGCGACUAUCGGUAUAGAUUUCUUAUCAAAGACGAUGUAUUUGGAUGAUAGAACUAUCAGAUUGCAAUUAUGGGAUACAGCCGGUCAAGAGAGGUUCAGAUCGCUCAUACCUUCUUAUAUAAGAGACUCCUCAGUCGCAGUAGUCGUAUAUGACGUCUCAAACAAGAACAGCUAUGACAAUACUUCAAAGUGGAUAGAAGAAGUUAAGCAGGAAAGAGGUGAUGACGUUAUUAUCGUUUUAGUUGGGAAUAAAGUUGAUUUAUCUGAAAAGGAGGUAAAUAACGAUCAAGUGAAGGAAUAUUGCGAUAAUAAUGGUAUACUAUUCAUUGAGACUUCCGCCAAAUCAGGCUUUAAUGUCAAGCAACUUUUCAAAAGAAUAGCGCUUGCUUUGCCCGCUAGUGAGCAAGAUAACUCACAAAAUGAUAACGUUAAAAUACAAGUCGAUAACCAACAAGCUGAUCAACAGUCAAGCUGUAAUUGUUAAAAUGAGCUUUUUGUACUUUUUUAAUUUUUUAUAUUCCAUAUAAUAAUAUCUUCAGACAUCAG